AUGAUUGCACCACCAACACAAGUCACGGGCAAAACUAUGUCAGACUUGUUCAAAAGACUUGAUAAAGACUUACAGAAAGCAAAAGAAGGUCUUGCAUUCCACGACAAGAACUACGACAAGCUCAGGGAGCAACUUGACCUGUCACACAAAGCUGUCAACAGAUGGGGAGAUGACAUGGAGAAGUUGCAGAGAUAUGUGAGGAGUAUGGUUCUGAACCAGGAGCAGGCUGUCCAGCACAUCUCUGCCUUAGAAGGAGAGUGCGACGAGCUGCGAAAGGAACUAUAUGAGAUGAGGCAGUUUCUUGGGAGUAACAGAUUCAUUAAGGAGCUGAAUGAGAUGGAUGAACAUACGAGUGAUGUGGCACAGAAUGAACAAUCUGAAGUGCAUCCCAAAUCACGCAAGAAGAGGUGUGAUAAUCCUCUGCAUGCAGUGGUACGCAAUGUGUUGCAGCACCUAAUGGGGAUAGAUAGCAAGACAGCUCCACACGCACCACUUGGCCAAGGACAAUUCUGGACUGAUGACAAAAAUGAGGACGAGCGCCUGCUUAGACUGACCUGGGAAACCUGGCAGGAAAACGAUGUCGUGUGGGGGAGGAUGGUUGCGAAGAAGAUAUGGGCUGAUGGAAGUAGAUGGAGCAAUGCAUUAUCGGCAAAGGAGUUGCAGAAGCUUUCAUUAGCUGAGAUUGAGAAUGCAAUGCAGGAUCAAGAGUCGAAGAAGGUCACCCGACAACAGACUGGCCGCAAGCUGAUGAAAGCAAAGGAACAGAUGAACUAUCGCAAAAACAUACCUGAACUAUCAGGGAAAGAAUAUGACUUCAUCUUCAAUUGGAAGUAUCAGUCAACGGAUGAAUCAGAUGAUGACGAUGAAGAAACGGGACCUAUUGAUGCAGAUACAUCAGGAGACGACACAGCACAGGACAAGCCAAGCAGCAAGCAAUGUCCGUAG
Messenger RNA from Laetiporus sulphureus 93-53, 945 nucleotides. RefSeq lists its product as uncharacterized. The coding region runs from base 1 to 945 and encodes 314 amino acids. The transcript is spliced from 4 exons. The record is from RefSeq and is a predicted model, not a curated record. Lineage: Eukaryota; Fungi; Basidiomycota; Agaricomycetes; Polyporales; Laetiporaceae.